Cervus elaphus (red deer) is the source of this 2969-nucleotide messenger RNA. RefSeq names its product ETS variant transcription factor 3 like (gene ETV3L). Bases 104 to 1180 code for a protein of 358 amino acids. Lineage: Eukaryota; Metazoa; Chordata; Mammalia; Artiodactyla; Cervidae. Gene Ontology annotation, cellular component: nucleus. Gene Ontology annotation, biological process: cell differentiation; regulation of transcription by RNA polymerase II. The record is from RefSeq and is a predicted model, not a curated record. The transcript has 5 exons. Gene Ontology annotation, molecular function: DNA-binding transcription factor activity, RNA polymerase II-specific; sequence-specific DNA binding.
UCCUCUUUCACUUCCUCCUCCCCUGCCUUCUUCCUUCCUUCCUGCUAAGGGGACUCUUUCCCUGCAAGGCCCGGACGCAGCCCUCGCUCCCUGGAAGUGGACCAUGCACUGCAGCUGCCUGGCCAAGCACCUCCCUGCCAUCUCCGCGGCUGGCAACGCCUGGAUCCCAGGCCUGGCCUUCCCCGACUGGGCCUACAAGGCCGAGUCGUCCCCGGGCUCCCGGCAGAUCCAACUGUGGCACUUCAUUCUGGAGCUGCUGCAGAAGGAGGAGUUCCGCCAUGUCAUCGCCUGGCAGCAAGGAGAAUACGGGGAAUUCGUCAUCAAGGACCCAGAUGAGGUGGCCCGCCUCUGGGGCCGCAGGAAGUGCAAACCACAGAUGAAUUACGACAAGCUGAGCCGGGCCCUCAGAUAUUACUACAAUAAGAGGAUCCUGCACAAGACCAAAGGCAAAAGGUUCACUUACAAAUUCAACUUCAGCAAGCUCAUCGUCGUUAACUACCCUCUGUGGGAGAUCCGGGCACCCCCGUCCCCCCACUUGCUGCUGGGGGCCCCUGCUCUAUUUCAGCCAACGCUGCUACCCAUGGGUGUACAGAGUGAGCUCCUACACAGCAUGCUGUUCGCCCAUCGGGCCGUGGCGGAGCAGCUGGCGGGACAGCGGACCCCUCAAGGGCCACCAGAGGCCUCUGGGAACAAGAAGGGAAGCAGCAGCAGCGCCCACCGACUUGGCUCUGCCCCGGUCUCCUGCCGGUUUGGCUCUUGCUGCCAUCUGGGGAGCCCCCUAGACGACCCGUCCAGUUUUGCCCCCUUUACCCCUCCCCUACCAUUCCCUGUCCCGUCCAACUGGCCCCGCCUCUCAGCACCCUUCUUGCCCCCUGUCGCCCCAGAGCAGCACUUCCCAGGGUCCUCCACGCCAGGCACCCUGCUCCCAGGACCCAUCUGUGCCCCAGCAGCCCAGCAUUUUCCAGAGCUUCCACUGUUGGCCAGACUGGCGCAGGGGGCUGAGGAGAGGCUCCGACUCUGGUCCCUGAGGCCCGAGGGGCUGGAGGUAAAGCCCGAAACCACGUCGGCUCCCAGGGAGGGCUUCUCCUCAGAGAGGCAGGGAGCCAGCACUGGAGAGGAAAGCCCCGCAUCCCCCAGUCUGGAGAGCUUCAAAGCAGUGUGGCCCCUGGACCCUCCUUAACGGGGGAGGAAGAUGUGAAGUUGCAGGGAGUCCCCCAAACUCCAUCUGUCCUCUUGUCUACCUCCCUUCUGGCUUUGCACCUUCCCCUGGCUGGAAGCAGGAUGAUCUGAGUUGGACCCACGGGGACCGGAGCAUCGCAGGAAAGGAGUAUAUGUGAGGCUGGGAAUCCCGAGGCAGAGUGCCCCCUCGCCAAACAGCUGAUCACAUUAAGGAGACAUUCUUAAUCUCAAUUUUUUUCUUGUCUGAGGGAGAUGAGAAAGAGGUUCCCAUCAUUUGAAAGACCCCAUACCUGCCCGCACAAGAGGGGAAAUUAAGAGUCUAAGUUGGGGAGGGGUCAGGAGGCUUGUUUUGUCCCCCGGGUCUCAGGGCAAUUGCUUUCUUCCGUGGGCACUUGCCCCUCACCCGGGCUAAGGUCUCCCGUCUCUCUCCUGUGCCUCCAUGCGCCUCUCUCCCACCCCUCUGCUUUCUGUGACCCUGGGAGCUCCUGUCCCCUUCUUUCUCCAAGACCUAAGCAGGUGGGAUCAGGAGGGACGGGCCUCCUCAGCUCCGUAACACUCCACGGCAAACCACAAAUAAAAUGCCCUUGGCAAACCGCCCUCCUGGCUGACCACCCCUGCUGCCCUCUAUCUGGUGUGGAGCUAAAGGCCACCCAAGAUUUCUGAUGGGAAGAGGUGGGAGGAGGGGGUCUGGGAGGGGUCCUGAGGCCUAGUAGAAAUCGAUCCAGCCCGUCUCCUCCCUCUGCUGCCUUCAUGUCCCAGAGAGAAAGGCUGAGACUGCAGCCCGAGUCGCUCCCCAGACCAGUGGGAAACCAGCCUCAAGGAAGGAACUUCAGAGCAGAGCAGAGGUCUUCACAGAGCGACCCCAGGUCCCUGCCGUGGACUUCUAAGCAGAGUUCUAAGGGGAUGAAGUAGGGUGUUGGCAGGGGUCCCCACUGAAGCAUCAGGUGGCCGGGGGAAGAGGAGAGAGGGGUCUUUUGUUCAACUAAGGAGAAGCCAUCAGAAAAGAAGAACGUUCCAGGAGCCAAGGCAACAGAACCAUAUUGCUCUGCUAUCUCUAGGCUGCCAAUUAUAGGUUUAGGAUUUCUCUCUACUUCCUUCCCACGAUGGAGAGCAGAAACCAAGGAGGCUCAGAGGGUGCCUUUUGUCCCUCGUUUGUCCCUGCCUCUCAUCCAAAGAGUAGGGGCGCAUCCUUCUCUCGGAGCUCCCUGUUCAUUCUGCUUUUCACUGCCGCUCAGGCCUUAUUUGUGGCAGAUGCCUGUUCUCAUGGAUGGAAUGGGGAAGAAGAGACCCAGAGAAAGGUGGGGCUAAGCCCUCAUCCCACAGAAAGGUUAAGAUGAUCAAGGAACCAGCCCCCAGGCUUCCAAGCUGGAGAGAGGCUGGGAGAAAGCAUCUGUGAGUGGUCUUCAUCUCGGUCUCUCUCCCUUACCCCAGAUGCCCAAAAGGGGGACCUCAGACUGUCUCUCCAGGGAGAUCCUAGGAGCUACAGUGAAAACUGCUUCUCAUUCACUCCCAAAGUCACAGGCCCAUCCCCAGUCCUAUGGGAAGGAUGAACCCCCAGCCUGGGGCUUUCCCAUCAUCCUACCCAGUUUAGGGAAACAAAGAGCUAAUGUUGUCUGUUUCGACACAAGGAAAUGGAUCUCACUGUCAUAGGGCUAGUGUCCUCUUCAGAGAGGCCAGUCUCAAGGACAGGGUCCCAUAAAUAGGGACCCCCGUGUGCCUUCUGCCUGACCCCUCCUCCUCGUCAAUGGUUUGUUGCUAUGAUCCCCACGUUUCAGACAAUAAAAAAUGCU